Messenger RNA from Closterium sp. NIES-65, 1029 nucleotides. The record is from the annotation of a GenBank genome assembly. Lineage: Eukaryota; Viridiplantae; Streptophyta; Zygnematophyceae; Desmidiales; Closteriaceae.
AUGCUGGUGAAUGCGAGCAGCUGCCAUCUGGUGAGCGACAGCGCCAUCAAGAGGGCGCUCAACAGCGGCCGCCUGGGCAGCUGUGCACUGGACGGUGUUGAGGGCAACCAGUGGCUCGAGGCGUGGGUCCGGGAGUUCCCGAACGUCCUCAUCUUGCCUCGGAGCGCCGACUACAGCCAAGAGGUUUGGGAGGCGCUUCAGUCCAAGGCUGUGGCGGUGGUUCGGGCAUUCCUAACCUCUGGAAAGGUGCCGGAGGAGCUGGUAUUGGAUGACUCGUUCGGAGGGGUGGAGGGGGAGGAAGAGGAGGAGGAGGAGGAAUCCCAAUGGCAAGCGCUACACGCACUCUUCCCUUCUUCUUCUGCUGCUCGUGCUGGUGCUGCUGCAAAUGGUGGUGAUGGUGGUGGUGGGGUAGGGGGGAAGAAGGCAGGACGGGCAGGUUGGGGAGGGCGAGCAGAGGAGGGAAGGAGGGGUGGGGGCGAUGGGAGCAAGAGUGGAUCUUCUGGAGGGAAGAAGCAGGGGGGGGAGAGGAGGGGAGACACACAGGCAGAUGCGCUAACAGCUUCUGUGGAGAAGCAUCUCCCGGACUGCCCACUGCAAGACGGCAUGCUGGUGGCGCUACAGCCGCUCUCCUCCACCUCCUCCUCCGCCUCCUCCUCCUCGCUCUCGCUCCCAGCAGCCUUCGCGGCAGCCUUCCCCAAGGCGCUGUUCGCCGCCAAGCGCCACCAAGGGGGGGCGUCGUGGCGGUUUGCACCGGUGGAGGGUAUAUCCACGCAGCACCCCAGCGUGCAGUUUGUGAUUGUUUGUGACAAGGAUCUGCUGGGGUGUCGGUCGGUGUUCGCUGGCGGCAAGUUCCUGCAAGCCACAGAAGGUGGCGAGCUGCUGCUGGUGAACGACGACUUGGAUCUCGCAGAGAGCUGGUUCUUCACCGCCCUGCCCCACCCCUCCAACGGCCUCGCCCUCUCCCUCACCAACGCACUGCACUCCCACGUGGAACUUCAGGUGCUCGUCCACGUCUUGAGUGGAGGCUGA